UUUUUGCUGCUGCUUAUUUGCUUGGCUUUUGCCAUCAUUCCUGCAGCAAAUCACCUUACAAGUUUUAUAAAAAAAAAAUCGAAGACAUUUUCUUCAAUUAGCUGAAGAAGAAAAAAAAAUAUGAAGUAAACCUCUCAUAACUUGUUGCAGUAUUGAUUGGUGCUAAGAAAAAUCGAACAAUUAAUUGUAAUCGCGUGAUGUGAAUAUGUAUAUUUCCAAUUUGCUUACAAUCAUGUAAAGUCCGACAAAUGAAAAAGUAUAAAAUUAUUUAUAUUACACGCAAUUAACCAGAGAACAUGAUCCAAUUGUAACUUGCAAGAAUAAAAAACAAUUGAUUAUUGACUAAUUAUAAAUUUAAACGAAUUUUACUCGGGACAUAUUAAUAAAAUGGAAAUGAAUAUACAUUAUUGUCUUGGAGGCUGUUUGGCGGCACUAUUAGCUACAAUCUAUUGCUACCCAUCGUUUUUCUAUAUUUUCUUAUUUCUUGUCUAUUCUGUUGUACUAAUUUUGGGAGCUAUUGCUGGAACAAUCUAUAUUCAUUUUAAUUUGACCUCAAAGACACAGCCCAAGCUAAUCCAUAAACCCUAUUCUGUGGUUUACAAUGCUACUAAAUCUAGCAUAUUUGAUUUGCCAAAACCAAUACAAAAUCCAUCGAAUUUGCCAUUGAUAUUUGGUAAAACUGUUGACUUGCAACUUCAGCAAAUAAUUGAGUAUGUAUUGCGAGAUUUCAUGUCACCAUGGUUGGGACAUGUGGCAACAAAACCGAAGCUCAUUAAUGAUGUAUUGCGCGAGGAUUUGUGGAACGCAGUACAAAAAAUUCGAGAACGUGCCAUUAAAGUCGAUGCGGCCAAGGUUAUUGCUGUCGAUAUGGUUAAUCGUGUAACUGUUCAUUUGGAAAAAAUACGAAUAUCUGAAGCUAGAGCCAUUGAAACUUCAUCGACUCCAGUUUUUUCAACCAACUCAUAUCUUCAAGAUGUUGAGAACGAAAUGCAAUUUUUACGAAAAUUAAGCGAAAUCAUGGUUAUACUGUUACUGCCACGAGGAUAUUCGUUGCCUCCUUUAAAAAUUCUAUUAACAGAAAUUCUAUCAUUCAAGAUAUUUUUUCCAAUGAUCAACAUGCUUACUUCCCCUGAUUACAUUAAUCAAAAAGUUGUUCAAAAUAUUGAAUCAAGAUUAGCGGCAGCAGCAAUAAAUAAACGCAGCUAUGAGUAUGCAGCAAGUUUCGAAGAUUUCAUAAAAAUUAUUAACAACUCUGGAAACAUGGAAGAACUUUCAAUAAUACGAACUAGUAUUGUCAAUGAUUUGAUGCAUGCAACAACAAUGCAAAAUUUACAGCGAGCUAAAGGAUUAGAUCCUGAUUCAGAUGAAAAGUGUCUAUCCCGUGCAGAACUCACGACUGCCGUGAGAUUAAAACGAUAUGUUCAACAAUUAACAUUUGCAAAACAACAAUGUGAAAAAAAUCUUUUGAAGUUCGGAUGGAAAGGAAAUAACAGUAAUGAUAUGAAUCUAACUUUAACCGAUAUAUUGAAUACAAGCGUCGGCCGGCGUUACUUGACAAUAUUCUUAGAACCACACAAGGCCAGUUCGUGGGUAGGAUUUUAUUUGGCCGUAGAAGACAUGAAACACGCACCCAAAUCACAAUGGCAUCAUAUGGGUACUGAAAUUUUUUACACAUACAUUCGAUUGCCCAAACCAGAAAUAAAAAUAGAAAAAUCUGAUCGAAAAUUAAUUGAGACUUUUCUACUUGGCGAUGCUGGUCCUGAUAUUUUUUACCAAAUCCAAGCGAAUGUAGUUAAAACUUUGGAAGACAAAUACUUCCCACCUUUUUUACUCAGUGAACAAUAUUUGCAACUUAAAGAUGCCCUUAAUUCUGAAGACUUUAAGGACCCCACCUUGAAUAUCUCCGAUGGCCAAGAUGAACAAAACACCUCAUCGGAAACGGAAAACCAAAUGGAUGUAGCAACACACACCACCUAUGCUAGAAAAAAACUAGAACAAAUACAAGAUCGUUUGGAUAAAAAGAGUUUGGCACUGGAUGCAUUAAAAUACUCAGUAAAACCAGAAUCAAAGGUGCUAAUUAUAUUAGAAAAAGAAAUGGAAUGGUUAAGAAAUGAGAAGCGCCAAACCGAAGCUCAUUUAAGACGGACAGAUGCUUGGUCUGAUCAUAUAGGCAAAUGGAAAGCAACAAUUCAAAGUCUUGAGGUAUCGGAUGAAAAAGAAUCUCUACAGUUUAUGGUUUUGGUUCAUGUUGAUGAGGAUAUAAAUAAUCCAACAAAUUAUUGCAAAGAACAAAAACCUAGUAACAUCUCUAGUGGAUGGGUGGUGCUACGCUCUAUAACACAGUUUCACGAGCUUCAUAGAAAAUUACGACCAAUGUGCAAUGAACUUAAAUCGAUAGACCUUCCGACAAACUUUAAACUUUUCUUUGUGAAAAACGAUAAAAACUCUAUGGAAAAAAUUAGGGCACAAGUUCAGAAAUACUUAAAUUUUAUACUAGAAGACGAUCACUUAUGUGGAAGUGAAGCUAUUUAUACAUUCCUUAGUCCUAGUUCGGAUCAUUUAAAACAAACAACACCCUCACCGAGAAAAACAAAAUUCUCCCUCUCAACGCUAUUCAAAAGUGAUAGUGCCAAAGCUGAAAAUAAUAAACCCUCAGACCCAUUCUGGGGUCUAACUCAUCAUCGCGAAGACGAUGAUAUAUCAAUGUACUUAGAAGGAUCUGAAUCAGAUUCCAAACUUCAGCUGGACUUGGAUAGUAAGGAUUCGAUAGCAGAGCCUUUAUAUGCAUUGAUGGGUGAAAUAUUUGAUAUGGGUGGUGUAUUUAAAUGGUUGCGUAAAAGUAUUAUAUCAUUUGUCCAAAUAACUUAUGGAAGAACCAUAAAUAGACAAAUUCGUGAAUCUGUAGCAUAUCUCUUUGAAGAAUCCAUGCUACAUCACUAUUAUUCAGCGAUAUUAAAAUCAUUUUGGCCCGGAGGCGUUCUUGCCUCAUCGUAUCCCCUUCGCUCAGAAGAUACGAUAGAAAUGACAAGGAAUGCGGCCAAAGCUCUUCUCAUGGAUAACAUUCCUGAAGUAUUAAGUAAUCUCGUUGGUGCUCAAGCUGCUAAGCAUGGCGUCUUGAAAGUAUUUGAUGCUCUUCAAAAUCCAAUUUAUAAUAAACAGUUGUUUUAUGAAUUAGUUGAGAUUUUGAUGAUUGAACUCUUUCCCGAAAUAAGACAACUUAAAGUAACAGCUUCUGCAAAACCAGCAAAUAAUAUUAAAUGAAAUUGUGAUUGUGUUAUAAGAUUAUAUUUUGUGUGUGUAUUUUUACAAAACAAACAAUAUUGAUCCCUCUCUAUAUAUACAAUAUGUUCUUAGUACAAAUUAAGUUUGAUAAUUUUACUCGUGGUAUUUUGGCGUGGAAAUUAUAUAAUACUGACAAUUAACCAAAGGUCACAAUUUAGUGUUAAGGAUUUAAAAAAAAAUAUAUAUGUUUUUAUGUUGCAUAAGGUUAUUAUAGUUUAUUUAAUCAACAAAACAAACAGAAUUCAUUCUCAAAUUUUUACUCAAUUGUGUUAAUUCUUUAGAAUUUAUGAUAUAUAUUGUGCUCAUAAUGUUUUUUAAUUUAAUUUUUUGUUUUUGUUAAAUGGAAGAAAAAUAUUUCAUAAUCAAUGUUAAUGCUGCAGUAUUAACGCGUGUGUGUUUUUUACUGUUUAAUAUCACAUGUAGUGCAUUUUUGGUGAGCGUGCAUAAGUUAUCAAAAAUGGUGUAUCUAUAAACAUACCUAGUAAAAAAAUAAUAAUAAGUAAAUUAACCACCCCCAAAGCAAAUAUUUAUGUAGUCAAAUUAUGCCUAUACAUACAUUAUACAUUA
Molecule: messenger RNA, 3849 nt
Organism: Episyrphus balteatus (marmalade hoverfly)
Lineage: Eukaryota; Metazoa; Arthropoda; Insecta; Diptera; Syrphidae
Gene: snz
Product: sorting nexin-25
Exons: 13
Coding region: 388-3261 (957 amino acids)
Cellular component (GO): intracellular membrane-bounded organelle
Molecular function (GO): phosphatidylinositol binding
Source: RefSeq, a predicted model, not a curated record